GCCGCCAGCCCGCCCCGGCGCCCGGAGGGAGAUGCGGCGCCCAGCGAGCGCCCAGACCCGCGCCCGGCAGUGAGGAGCACGAGGCAUCAUGGUGAGUAAGGAGCCCAGCAAAUGCUUACUCACCACCUCGGAAAGCGAAGUUGAGCCUGCAGCUUCGCUCGCUUUGGAGAUGAAAUAUGCACUGGAUCCCAACCGGCAGAUAAAGAAACGCAACAAAGCCCUGCAGGUGAGAUUUAAGGAUAUCUGCGAGGCCCAGAACGAGCAGCGGGACAGGCAGCUCUCCACCACCCCGGAUACAGACAAAAGAGAAGCCAAGCCCGUUUCCUACAAAACGGCGUAUCGCAAAUACAUGACGGUGCCUGCCCGGAGGUCCAUCCCCAACGUCACCAAGAGCACAGGAGUUCAGACAUCCCCCGAUCUCAAGAAGUGUUACCAGACCUUUCCUUUGGACCGGAAAAAAGGGAAUAUCAUUAAAAGCGCUUCAGCUGUUGACACCUUUAAGAGCGAAAACAACGGCUUCCUGAUAGAUAUUAAGGAGAAGGACAGCAGGAGCUCGGAGGACGGCAGCCAGUGGGGCAAGAAGGCCGGCAGCCUGCAGACGGCCGAGUUCAUCUCCCACGUGGGCGAGCGGGCAAGCACGGGGCCCGGAGCGGCCUGGACCUGGCAGAGCGCUGAGCUGCACGGCUGCGGUCUCCUCAACGCGGCCGAGCCCGGCAAGGGCAAGCCGGGAGCCGAGGAGCCGGGCCAGCCCCUCCACGGGAGGGUAUUUAAGACAGAAGUGGCCACUGUGUACCUGCCGGCGGGCAGCUCGGACGCCUCGCAGCCCGAGCCUGACUGGUCGCUGUGCCAGGCGGGCGAGGAGGACAAAAAGAGGACCGUGCACCUGAAUGGCGUUCAGGCCCAGGCGGGAGACGCAGCCGCCUGCCCGUCGCAGGCGCAGUGCCGGGCCAGCGAAUGUAGCGAGCGGGGCCUGCAGGUGAACGCGGCGCCCAUGGAGGCUGCGCAGCCCUGCCAGGCCGCCGUCGCCCUGAGCGAGGAAUGCCAACAAAUCGUGCCUCACACGGAAGUUGUGGACUUGAAAGCGCAGCUUCAGAUGAUGGAAAAUUUGAUCAGCUCGAGUCAGGAAACCAUCAAAGUGUUGUUGGGUGUUAUACAGGAGCUAGAGAAAGGAGAAGCUCACAGAGAAGGAACUGCACGGGAAUCAGAAAGAAGUGAUGAUCCCUGAGGUCUGCUCCAAUCCAAGCCAUUCUAUGAUUCUAUGACAUGACGCUUGUCAAAUCACAAGGCACAGAAAAAUAUGUCUUGGUUGUAACUCAUAAUCUGACCAUUUUGAGCCCUGUAUGAAACACAAGCACCUACCACAAAGUGACCUGCUAUAAAUAAGUAUUCCCUCCAUACACCUACAUGUCAAUUUUUUUGUAUGCCCAAUGAUACUAGAAAGCACAUCCCACAAAUACUUAUUUUUAAUUACCCUCACAUGAGCUGACCCAUUUCAUGAACCCAGCAUUAGAAUGGCAUCUAUGCCUGCCCUCAGCGCAAAAGAAGUCUUGCUCAAACUAAAAUGGUUGCUGAUAUCUUCAAAUCGACCCUCUGAAGCUGCUAACCAGACAAAGCUGUAGCCUGUAUGAGCUCUAAAACAGUGGGACUACCUGUGAAUCCCAGUUCUUCACAAUAUAGUACUGCCUCUUAUAUACACAUUUCAGUGUAAGAGUCUACAAGGCUUUAUUGUAUUUGAUCAAGAAGCCUAUUUAGUAGCACUCCUUUACUUUUUCCCCAUAGGUUACUUGGCAAUGGUGAAACAGUCUUUCCCCACCACCCAAAGAUACAUCAUGUUUUGAACUCAUUUCUGGCGUGUGGAAGAGGCAAUUAGGAUGUUUUACUGAUUCUUUGAUGUUAACUGCAAAAUCAUAACCAGUGGCAGUUACACCAGCAGUGGAGGUUAAUUAUAAAAACUGGAGGCAAAAUAUCUACAAAUCAAAGUAAGCCUUCAGAUGAAGGUUUGUUUUAAAUACAAGGGCAUUCAAAUGUAUUGCCUUGGAACUUAGAAAGAGUAGCAAAGACUUCCAGCUCCCCCUGCACAUGCCAUGGGCUUAUCCCAGAUGUGCCUCCUCACAGCCAGACAUGAGGGGUGUGGGGAUGGUGAAGGAGGAAAGGAGAGAGAUGCAUACUUGUACAUUUUCUCCUGGUUUAGGAAUCCCUGUAUUUUGGAUCCAUUUAACUUCCUAGCACCUGGGAGAUCUACAAGGAGAUGCAAAAAGGAGCCCAGCACUAUGCCUGGGAUGCUUCUGUUCCCCACUGAGUGUAUUCCAGAGCUGAAAGAACCAUCUGUUCUCACGCAAAGCACCAGUGCAUUAAGUCAAAGCAUAUCUUUACCCUUAUUUCCCUCAAAUUAGGCAACCAUUUCAAUAAAAGGUACUCUGCCCUUUUUUUUUUCCCAAUAAUUCUUGCCCAUGACCACAUUCAUUUCUACAACGUUUUGCCACCACGACCAACUCCUGUGUAUACAAACCAUCACAAAUCUUCUCAAUUUCAAGGUGUUGACAUUUCUUCCUUUAAUAGCCCCUGACUCCUGUUAGGUCAAUUUAUAACAAGAAAAUGAAAGAAUUACUACAGCUUCAUCUCUGCUUCCCUGGCAGACAUAUACAAGUCUGCCAGGAACUAAAACAAAAAACAGUGUUCUGUGUUUAUGGUACUCUACUGGUUUUCUUAUGUAUAUUAAAUACAUAACAACACACAGAAAGAAACACAUACAAAUAAUGCACUGCUGGCCAAAAAGGAAAAAAAAAAAGAAAAAAAAAAAGAAAAAAAAAAAAGAAAGAAUGAAAAGGAAAAGAAUAUACAGUAUAUAGUUAACUCUCUCAUUCAGAUUUUUCUCCCUUCAAGAAAAUCAGCGUUCUUUAAGUGCAGUUGUGCCAUGGGACUGGUGCUCAGUAGAUUCAUUUUCACUAAUAUGCUGUAGGUCUUGAACUGCUAUUACUGCAAUUCAUCACUAAAUGAGUCUACGCCAGCAAAAGUGUAUCAGCAUCUCUGAAGAUAGCAGUAUCAUCCUUUGGGUGAACAUCAUCCAUGUAUACUUUUCAAAAUGUCAGUAGUACAUUAUCUGCAAUUAGCAGCAACAUGCAGCACUCAACUCUGAUGAAGAGCAGUUGAAAAAACAGGAGGAAGAAAGGAAUAUCUUGCCUUAACACCUGACAAGAGGCAGAGGGCUCCUGCUGCCCAAACCUGAUGCUUCGAGCAUGCAUCAUGUCCUCUCUCCUCUGACUGAGGAUCAUGCUCCAAUUUCUUGGUCUCAGAAUGCAAAGUUGGAGCCGUCAGGAAACACAGCUCUUACCAUCAGCUGCAGCAUAAUUUUGAUGCAUUAAAUCUAUCUGAACAGCAUGGCACAGAUCUGGAGAUGGGUUAGAAAUCAUGAUGGCUAGCUUGUGACAUCCACACACACCCCAAUCAAAGAUGAUUGUUAAAACUGUACGUUUCUUGCAUGCAUCAUUAUUUAAUAACAUUUUGGCAAACAGCGAUUCGGUCUUUCUAUGUGGAGGUCUCAACAACAACAAAAAUACAUCAUAGCCAAGGGCAUUAAACAACGUUUGGUUUAAGUCAUGCAUGAAGAGAAGUAGCAGAGCUACAGCUUCCAUUCAGGCUUUCAGGUGGGGGAAAAGUACUGACUGUUACGUGAUGCACUGUGCAUCUCCAAGACCCAAAACAAGUUACUGGCUCUGAAUUAUGCUUGCUUUAUCUUGUAGUAAACUGUUAGCAAUCUAUAACAGCUGCAGACAUGCCUGUAUUCAGACACAGUGCAUUCAAUUAAGCAAGCCAAAAUUCUGCUCUGUUUACCUGUAUGGAGCCACACUAAGUCAAGAGGGGUGAAAACAAAAUAUAAGGCACUAAUUUCAAAACUUGGCUGAUGAUGGUACAGCAUAUGAAAUAUGUUACAAGAGAAGUACUCAGAAGAUGAACAGAUAACUGAAAAUAUCUUGCAGCUGGAGAACACCAAUGACCUACCCCUUAAAUCUUUACUGUGAGAAGGAACAGUAAUCAAGGCCCUUCUUAUUAUGCAAUAAAUCAGUAAUUUUAAUAAACAAAGCACUCAAUUUGCCAUACAAAAAUGAGCCACAGUGUUUUGACUCCGCCAGGCCAAAUGCUACAUAUUAGACAAGAGUUACAUGAACCUGCUUCAGCGAUCAUUCAUAUUCAUUUGUUAGUACACAGUGGUUCAGAAUUUAAAGAGCUCUCCACAAACAUGAAAGCAGCAAUCCCAGACAACACCAGCAGUUCAGAGAGCUCAUUCAAAGAGGCUUUGAAAGAAUAUGAUCUCAUGGACGGAUUUUAAAUGUCACUGCAUGCAUCCUUCCAAUGAAUACGGGAUAUUUGGGUGCCCUAUUAUCAUUUCUAAGCAGCAAAGUGAAGCAAAACCGCCUGUGUUUGCAUGGAUGUUAAAGCAAGGAGGAGAGGAGGGCUUCAUCCAGAACAGAAAAACAGCAGCCUUACCCCACUACCUCUGCUCUAACAAUUACUGCAAGCAGUCACCCUCAGGAUCACAAGAGCUGAACAUAAACCUAUCUGGACUCAAGAACGAUGAAAAAUGAAAGUCAGAUAGCCAAAGCAAUUAUUGCCCAGUUUGUUUGUUUUUCUCCCUUUUCAGCAGCUACUCCAAGCACAGUCUGGUUAUUCAGCUCAGGCGAAGGGUAAAGAGCAAAUAAAGGCAGUAACAACC
Gallus gallus (chicken) is the source of this 4711-nucleotide messenger RNA. It is a transcript of the gene INSYN2A, whose product is annotated as family with sequence similarity 196 member A. Lineage: Eukaryota; Metazoa; Chordata; Aves; Galliformes; Phasianidae. The record is from RefSeq and is a predicted model, not a curated record. Gene Ontology annotation, cellular component: postsynaptic density. The transcript is spliced from 3 exons. Gene Ontology annotation, biological process: inhibitory postsynaptic potential. Bases 89 to 1225 code for a protein of 378 amino acids.